Molecule: messenger RNA, 1696 nt
Organism: Nasonia vitripennis (jewel wasp)
Lineage: Eukaryota; Metazoa; Arthropoda; Insecta; Hymenoptera; Pteromalidae
Product: RCC1-like G exchanging factor-like protein
Exons: 8
Coding region: 194-1543 (449 amino acids)
Source: RefSeq, a predicted model, not a curated record
UAUAGCGAUCAGCUGAUUGAAACACGUGCAUGCGGUUAUGUUCUGAAAUGUUCGUGUUCUGAAAUCAAAAAGCCGACAACAAUACAAAUUGAAAGUUGUCAUGAAGUUACAAGAAACUUGUUUACAUAGAAAUUGAGUUAAGUUGUUUAAGUGAUUUAAUUUUAUUUGAACAAAUAAAGUUAAUUUUACAGCCAUGUUCAGUGCAAUCAGAAAUUUAGCAACGUUUGUCGGCAGACGGAGUGGGAAAGGCAACUCUAGGGCUCCGAGAAAACCAAAGCCUAAGUUUAGUAAAAAGAAAAAACUCAAAGCUAUGCCAAUAUAUGAUUAUAAAAUAAGCAAACCAUCUGAUCACAGAGUUUACGUUUGGGGUUUGCAAGAUCAUGGAGCUCUAGGUACUGAUAAAAAGCUUUCUCAUCGCAAAGGAGGCGCUGCUUAUUCCGGAUAUCCACAUCGACUAAGUUUUGGAGAAUACUAUCAUGUAACUGAUGUUGCAUGUGGUUAUGGAUUUACAGCUUUUGGCGUGAAAGCUAAAGAUCAUAGGAUUUUAUAUGGAACUGGUAUUAAUUCAGAUUCACAACUUGGAUACCAUCCAAAGGAUGACAAGUUAAAGAGUCCUGUUGUUCGAGAACCAAGACCUAUUUUUAUUCCUUUGAAAGGAAAAACUGCAAAUAUUUUGGGAUUAUCAGCUGGUAGAGCACAUUUACUUGUGUUAACAGAUGAAGGUCUUUACACAUUAGGGAACAAUGGAUAUGGACAAUGUGGCAGGCCAAUUAUAAACAAUGAAGAUUAUUUGAAAAGUAAAGUUGUGAAUUAUAUACCAGAUAUCAAAGGCACAAAAAUUAAAAGUGUGACUGCUGGCCAAGAUCACAGUAUGCUUGUAACUGAAAAUGGAGAGGUAUAUUCAUUUGGUUGGGGAGCUGAUGGCCAAACUGGUUUGGCCCAUUAUCAUAACGAAUAUAGACCUUCAUUAGUUAAAGGAGAUCUAUCUGGUGAAAAUAUCAUUAAAGUAGCAUGUACUGCUGAUUGUGCUCUUGCACUUUCAGACAAAGGCAAAGUAUUUGGAUGGGGAAAUGCAGAGUAUUCACAGCUACCAGCUCAGAGUGAUAGUCAACAAAUUAACAUUGCAACGCAAUUGAAGAGCUGCAAUGAUUUAGGCAAUAUCAUUGAUAUAGCUUCUGGUGGAAGCUUUUGUAUGGUUUUGAAUAGCGAAGGAGAGGUUUAUGUUUGGGGAUUUGGAAUACUUGGAUUGGGCCCACAAGUCCAAAAAGUUCUGAAGCCAACGCUCGUUCCGAAAACUCUCUUUGGUAUAAAUCCAUACGAACCUGACACAAAGGUAGUCAAAAUAUUUUGUGGAAUAAGUCAAUUAGGAGCCAUAACUAAUGCGGGUCAUCUUUACAUGUGGGGCCGCAAUCAAUAUGGCGGCUUAGGACUUGGAAAUUACAAGGAUCAAUUCUUUCCAUUAAGGGUUUCCAUUGGAGGGAUAGUCAAGAAAAUAUCCUGUGGAGUCGACCACACAGUAUCAAUUUGUAAACCUUUUAUUUAAACAAAUAAAAAAUUACUUUUUAAAUAUUAAAAAGUCACGGUUAUACAUUUGUGAAAAAAAAUUGUUUAAAAAAAUCUAAAAUUUGUACAGAUACACAUAUAUAGAGUUAAGAUUAAGUGUCUUUCGUAAUAAAAAAUGAUGUUUUAAAAAAUA